This is a messenger RNA of Strongylus vulgaris, 212 nucleotides long. The record is from the annotation of a GenBank genome assembly. Lineage: Eukaryota; Metazoa; Nematoda; Chromadorea; Rhabditida; Strongylidae.
UUGCAGGAAAGCAGUGAUUCUGAACUUGAUCCUGAUCUGGUCGGUCCACCAACGAAACGAAUUCGCAGAUCAGCAAGCGAUUUGAGGUACGAAAGAUCCGAAGAAGAAACGAGACGUGAAAGGAAAGUGAAAGAAAAGAACAACGACGAGUUGAAGAAAAUGGAACGGAGGUAUGUGGUUCCGUGUUCAUCCCCAAUUCUUUUGUGUUAGUU